Topomyia yanbarensis is the source of this 2057-nucleotide messenger RNA. Its product is annotated as cytochrome P450 CYP12A2-like. The record is from RefSeq and is a predicted model, not a curated record. The transcript is spliced from 8 exons. Gene Ontology annotation, molecular function: oxidoreductase activity, acting on paired donors, with incorporation or reduction of molecular oxygen; monooxygenase activity; heme binding. Lineage: Eukaryota; Metazoa; Arthropoda; Insecta; Diptera; Culicidae. Bases 406 to 1980 code for a protein of 524 amino acids.
AAAAAUCGGGUCGCGUUGAAAAGAAACAUUACAAAAAUCACCACUCCAACUAUUCGUUGAUAGCUAGGGAACAGAUAGCCGACUGCUCUGAAAUUAAAUAAAAAUCACCUCAUCAAGUCAUACAAGCAAACGUGUAUAAUACGCACCUGCUACUGUGCACAAAUCAUAACCAAUCUCAACAUCCAACCAUUACGUGAUUUGUAAGCUCCCCCUUACACGACAGGCGAUCAACAGUUCCCUGUGUUAUUUAGUACAUCAGUGCUUCACGUCUGACAAGCUCAGUAUCAGCCCGUUGCUGAAAGUUUGCGUGUGCGACAGGUCUCGUAUCAGUUCAGUGGCAAUCGGAUAUUCAAAAGUGCUGGACCUAUUCACUAAAAUAAAUUAGGCGUUGAUCGAGAAAAUAUCAUGCUGCGCAGCAUAGUGAAAGUCAAGGUUGGACAAUCUUCCCAGUGUGCGGGAUUGAUUCGCUUACAGAGUACACAAGCGCAACCGGCGGCGGUAACCGCUUCGGCACAGGAAUCCAAUGUUGAUCCGGAAUGGGAAACUGCCUUACCAUUCGAUAGGAUUCCCGGGCCCAGUUUAUGGCAGAUGAUGAAGAAUUUCGCCCCCGGAGGACGCUAUCACAAUGUCACACUACCGGUGAUGCACAAGUAUUUUCAAGAGGACUUCGGCAGCUUGAUCCAUAUGCCAGGUCUGUUCGGUCGGAAGGACAUCCUGCUCAGUUUCAACCCGGAUGAUUUCGAGAAGCUAUUUCGUGCGGAAGGAAAGUGGCCCGUCCGGCGGUCGAUGGAGAGCUUUGUGUAUUACCGCAAAGAGGUUCGUGCGGAUGUGUUCAAAGGAUUGGGCGGUCUCCUAACGGAAGAGGGUGAAGCAUGGCAAUCGUUUCGAACUGCCGUUAAUCCCGUAAUGAUGCAGCCAAAGACGAUUAAACUGUAUGUUUCGAAGGUCGAUGAAGUUGCCAGAGAGUUCAUGGAAAUAAUGAAAAAUAUUCGCGAUGAGAAGAAUGAACUACCGGAUGACUACGACCAGUGGUUAAAUCGAUGGGCACUCGAAACAAUGGGAGUUUUGGCUUUGGACACUAGACUAGGAGUUCUGAAAGAUGAAUCUGAUGAAGCCAAGCAUAUCGUUUCGAGUAUUCGACAGUUCUUUGAGCUAUCCUAUCGUAUCGAGGUAUUACCGUCAAUGUGGAAAUACAUCAAAACGCCCAAAUUCCGAAAGUUGAUGAACACGUUGGAUGAUCUUACAAAAAUCGUCAUGUCCAAAGUAGAUCAUGCCGUGAUUAGGUUGGAUAAAAAUCCCUCCACUGACAGUGAUACCCAGAGUGUGCUCGAGAAACUACUAAAAGUUGAUCGAAACGUAGCUGUUGUCAUGGCUUUUGAUAUGCUGUUGGCCGGGGUCGACACGACUUCAUCCGGUACAAUUGGCGUCCUCUACUGUUUGGCCAUGAACCCCGACAAGCAGGAAAAAUUACGCCAAGAACUCCGUACUAUCCUCCCGUACAAAGAUUCCCCCUUGACUCCGGAGAAUAUGCGCAAUCUUCCGUACCUUAGGGCUUGCAUUAAAGAAGGUCUACGGAUUUGUCCACCCACCGCAGGAAAUGCUCGUGCCGCUGGCAGGGAUAUGGUUCUGCAGGGUUACCGAGUUCCCAAAGGGACGGAUGUGGCGAUGGCAUCGAUGCUGUUGCAGAACGACGAAUUGCAUUUUGCCCGAGCCAAGGAGUUUCUUCCGGAGCGGUGGCUGAAAGAGGAAGCAUUCCCAGGUGGCAAGAACAUCAAUCCGUUCGUGUAUCUGCCGUUUGGAUUCGGUGCCCGAGCUUGCAUCGGAAAGCGUUUAGCCAUGAUGGAGAUGGAGAUGGUGAUUUCUCGGAUUACGCGUCAGUUCGAUUACCGCUGGCACUACGGCGAGCUGAGGGUUCGUGGAGCUCUGGUUAAUAUUCCGGAAAAUAAGCUCAAGUUUCAGAUGAACGAGUUGGAUGAUUAGCGAGGUUGUUCAAAGAUGUUUCAAAUGGGGAAAGAUAUGUUAUUGCAUGCAUGUUUAAUAAAUGUAUUGAUCGCAAA